GAUCACUCCAUGGUAGUACGCGGCCUGGUCUCGCCGCAGAGACGUCUGCUGCUGGUGGCAGUCGCACUAUUCGCGGCAAUCAUGCUGGACCAUCCGCGAGACGCUCUGGCUGCGAGUGCCUGCAGCGUCUGUGAUUGCUCCACGCCAACGUUCAUCACUUGCAGCGUUGCCUCGAUUACCUCCGUCCCGACCGGCUUUCCAGUGACUCUUGAGCAACUAUCACUGAGUAACACUGGCAUCACAAGCGUUCCCGUGAACGCGUUUUCACAGCUGACCAAACUUGAGUUUCUGAGUCUUGCGUACACUGCGAUAACGUCAAUCGCCUCCGGAGCGUUUACAAAUCUCUCGCACCUGACCUUUCUAGGAUUGUCCGGAUCGCUUCUUGUCAACCUCCCGGCUGGCGCAUUUAAUGGAGCUCCAAACCUUGAGUUGUUAUACCUUGCGGAGACAAAGUUGACUGCCAUCCCCAGCAGUGCAUGGACUGGACUAACUGCCUUGCGGUACUUGUACAUUGACAGCCCACAGCUUUCAACCAUCUCGGCAAACGCCUUUUCUGGUCUCACGGCUCUCACAACUCUACUUGUUGGAAACCCAGCAUACAGAUACAUUUCCCCCAAUGCUUUUGAGGGCCUCCCAGCGCUUCGAACUCUGUCUUUAACUGGUUGUUCAAUUACCUCCCUUUCGGAUGGAAUUUUCAACGGAUUGGACGAGCUUGAAACCCUGGAUAUGUCGAACACUGCCGUUACAAUCCUUCCAGCCGACGCUUUUGCUGGAUUAACCGCUUUGCAGGACUUGCUUCUGGAUGGCUCAUCCCUGCUAUCCAUCCCAACUCAAAUAUUUCCCGCGUUGAGUUCUCUUGAAAGCUUAACUUUGUCUGGCACGAACAUCACAAGUAUUGGGCCCAAUGCCUUUGUUGGGCUCUCGUCGCUCACCACACUAGAUUUGUCAAACACCCAAAUUGCGUCAAUUGCACCGAACGCUUUUGCUGGCCUGCCGUCUCUUCGAUCCCUACGUCUUUCAAACUCCCCAAUUACCUCGCUCCCGCCCAAUGUAUUUUCCACGCUUACUCAACUGCAAACAUUAUCAUUGCAAGCAACAAGCCUGACCACCCUUCCUCCCGGACUGUUCCAAGGCUUGUUCAACCUGGCCACUGUUCAACUCCAAAACAACAAUUUUGAUGACAAUUCCGGCCGAAGUACCCCACCACCAAGCACUUAUGGCACCUGGUCCAAUCCGAUUCCAUGCAAUCCAACCUGCGCGACGUGCUUCGCCGCUGGUAGCACCUCUUGUUGCUCGACCAACUGCAUAAGCUGCACCUCAGCAUCCGCUUGUUCAGUCUGCGCUCCUGGAUAUGUUAGACCUGAAAUCGGCUGCCAAGCAACUCAAGCAACAAACGAAAGUCUCGCGACGGUCGCAUCGCUCGCAACCGCGACUAUCGCGUCUGCCUCGUCCGCCUCCGCUCAAGCUGCUUCGCUGGCAUCGGCGGCGCAGCUCGCUUCCGCAGCGUCAACUUCCCUCGCCUCGCUGAUUUCACAUCUCGCCAUGGAAUCUGCCUCGGCAGCGUCUCUCGCGUCCCGCGUCUCUGGCAGCUCAGCCUCCGCUGCAUCCAUCGCAACCGCGGAUGCUGCAUCUGCCUCCUCGGCCUCUGCCUCGGUUGCUAAUCUCGUGUCCUUGACGUCAGCGCUUUCAGCCUCAGAGGCGUCGGCCGCCUCCACGUCGCUCGCUUCCUUGGCGGCUAACUCUGCGCUUUCGGUCUCGUCGGCAGCCGCCCUGGCGUCUUCUGCGGCAGAGCAGGCUUCCUCGAUCGCCCAAGUCGCCUCGUUCGCCUCCCUGGCAACCCAAGCUUCCGGUGCCUCGAGUGCCUCGGCUUCCCUGGGAUCACAGGCGUCUGAAGCCUCUAGUGCCUCGGCCUCGAUGGCGUCUCUAGCGUCGGGUGCCUCGACUGCUUCGGCCUCUGCUGCAUCAGCAUCCACACAUGUUGCUUCAGGCAGCCCAGCAAGUUCGUCGCCUGCCGUGGUGAUUGGGAUUGUUGUAGCACUCCUGGUGGUGCUUCUUGUUGUGAUUGUGGUGCUGGUGCGACGACGGCAGACACGUCAAAAGGCAGCCUUGGCGGGAUUUUCGGAUGACCACUCGGCCAUUCCGAUGCAGAGCGUGAAUGUUCCAGCGCGUCAGUAUGACGACGACGCAUCAUCGGCUCUGUACGCUACGGCUGGUCAAAUCUACACGACAGUGAACAGAGGCGCCUCUUCUCCGUAUGCGUCAACCCUCGAGCCGUACGCGACAACCAGCUCUCAACAGGAAGGAGAGACGGCGACGACGACGACGACUGCGGUAUACGGCGGAUCCGACCGGUAUAGCGUGCCAGGCGGGCAUGCCACCGUCUACGCAACCCCAACAACUGCAGCUGCAGCGAGUUCUUCCGCGCCAAAAAAGCUUCCUUCACCAUAUGCGACCACCCUCUUGUCAUCUGCGACGACAACAACAACAGCAGUAACAGCAACAACGGCUGCAACAACAACAACAGCAGCAUCAACGCGUCCGCCAAACGAAGAAGCAGUUGCUGCUUACUCCACGUCUGGGCGGUACAGUGUUCCGGGAUCGCACGACAACGCGUACAGCGUCUCACGAGCUCCUUCUUCCGCCGUACCAGCGGAUACUCUGGCAUAUGCGAUUUCUUCCGAGAGAAUUUACCACACCGUGGACCCCGCCACGAAGAAUCUGCGUCGAGAACUGGUGAUUGGCGAGACACUGGGUGCUGGUAACUUUGGUGUCGUCAUGCGGGGCAAGAUGCCGGCCCGUCUGCUUCCUCCAGAUGCGCACUACCUGCUGCACGAUCCGUCUCAGCACGACAUUGAUGUGGCUGUCAAGAUGGUGCAAAGUGACGCAUCCGAGAAGGCGCGCCAAGAUUUUGUUGAGGAAGCCAACAUGGUUGCACGGUUUAACAGCCCUAACGUGAUUCGCUCGAUUGCUGGGCUCUUUGAGACGGAGCCCUAUCUGUGCGUCCUCGAGCUCAUGCCAUACGGUGAUUUGAAAGACGUGUUGCUCAAGUCCGCGUCUCAGUCGUUGACGUGGACGUUGGGCGAGUUUGCCCAUGCCCUGGCGCAAGUUGCCAGCGGCUUGAGCUACCUCGAGUCGAUUCGGUUUGUGCAUCGCGACAUUGCCGCUCGCAACUGCCUCGUAGGCGCGGACUUGACGGUGAAGAUUUCAGACUUUGGUCUGACCCGCGCUCUGGCCGAAGAAACCAAUUACUACCGCAUGGAAUCCAAAGGGCGUGUUCCCAUCAAGUGGAUGGCACCUGAAUGUCUUCUGUACCGCAAGUUUACGCACAAGAGCGACGUGUGGGCGUUUGGCGUCGUUGCAUGGGAGUUGUUUUCUUAUGGAGCCUCGCCAUACGGCACAAUCAAAGGACCCGAGAUGCUCGUGCUGCUCGAAACCGGAAGCCGCCUUGACCGACCUGCCGAAUGCCCGGUCGAUUGGUUUUCGCCAAUCUCAGCCUGCUGGACGCGAGACCCGGAGGCUCGGCCAAGCAUUGCCGUCCUGUGCGACUUUUUUGCGCAAAAAGCUGAUGGAGCUUCUAUUCGAGACAUUGGCUUGCUGUUGCGUUAACGCUUUGGGACUUGCAUAAUUGAACUUUUGAACCUUUAAUGGCAUUUUAUUUACAAAAUCGGUACGAGAAAC
Messenger RNA from Capsaspora owczarzaki ATCC 30864, 3678 nucleotides. Its product is annotated as protein tyrosine kinase. The record is from RefSeq and is a predicted model, not a curated record. The transcript has 17 exons. Lineage: Eukaryota; Filasterea; Ministeriida; Capsasporidae. Gene Ontology annotation, cellular component: signaling receptor complex. Gene Ontology annotation, biological process: cell surface receptor protein tyrosine kinase signaling pathway; positive regulation of kinase activity; protein phosphorylation. Gene Ontology annotation, molecular function: protein binding; ATP binding; transmembrane receptor protein tyrosine kinase activity. Bases 10 to 3606 code for a protein of 1198 amino acids.